AUGAUCAUUCCGGUGCGAUGCUUCUCGUGUGGAAAAGUCAUUGGUGACAAGUGGAACGCCUACCUGGAGCUGCUGGCGAAGGAUAUGCCGGAAGGUGAGGCCAUGGAUGAGCUCCAGCUCAAACGCUACUGCUGCCGUCGCAUGGUGCUGACGCACGUCGACCUCAUCGAGAAGUUACUCCAUUAUAACCCCAACGAGAGGAAGAGAACUCGCCAGGAUAUAACCAACCAUCAUUGA
This is a messenger RNA of Peniophora sp. CBMAI 1063, 237 nucleotides long. NCBI's taxonomy places the organism in Eukaryota, Fungi, Basidiomycota, Agaricomycetes, Russulales, Peniophoraceae. The record is from the annotation of a GenBank genome assembly.